Vitis riparia (riverbank grape) is the source of this 2238-nucleotide messenger RNA. Its product is annotated as ATPase family AAA domain-containing protein 3-B. Bases 87 to 1982 code for a protein of 631 amino acids. Gene Ontology annotation, biological process: mitochondrion organization. Lineage: Eukaryota; Viridiplantae; Streptophyta; Magnoliopsida; Vitales; Vitaceae. Gene Ontology annotation, cellular component: mitochondrion. Gene Ontology annotation, molecular function: ATP binding; zinc ion binding; ATP hydrolysis activity. The record is from RefSeq and is a predicted model, not a curated record. The transcript is spliced from 8 exons.
ACCACCCACAUUUUCUUCCCCUCCAAGGCUUCUAAAGCCCUACAAAACCCCUCUAAAUCACUCUUAAGACUCCAGGGCUAGGGAUUAUGGCCAAAGCAACUGUUGCAGGGCUGAUUUCAGCCCUCGCUUCUGCGGCCUUGUCAGUCGACCAUGCUUACGCAGAUGGACCAUUCAAUUUCCCCCCAUUUUCUUCAUCUUCCCCAGCGCCCUCACCACCGAAGGCUGCUCCUGAAGCUCCUCCGCCGUCCGAUGCGGAGACUUCUAAGCGGGUCCGAAAUGACAAUCCGCGGACGACGUCGGCGGGUUUCGAUCCAGAGGCGUUGGAGCGAGGCGCCAAGGCGUUGAGGGAGAUUACGUCUUCUUCGCACGCCAAAAAGGUGUUUGAGGUUACAAAGAAACAAGAGGAAACAAGGCAGGCAGAGUUCACUGCUAAGUCAGCAGAGUUUAAGGCUAUGCAAGCACAUGCUGAAACCGAGAGACAGAAGGUGAUAUAUGAAGAACAAAAAAAGUUAGCUCAGCAACAGGCACAAAUAAAAUCCCAGAUGGCACGUUAUGAGGAUGAAUUGGCAAGGAAAAGGAUGCAGGCUGAGAAUGAACAUCAAAGAGCAAGGAAUCAGGAACUUGUAAAAAUGCAAGAAGAAUCAUCGAUUAGGCAGGAGCAAGCUCGACGAGCAACAGAAGAACAGAUUCAAGCACAGCGUCGGCAGACUGAAAGGGAAAAAGCGGAGAUAGAACGGGAAACAAUCCGAGUGAGGGCUAUGGCAGAAGCAGAAGGGAGAGCCCAUGAAGCAAAGCUAGCUGAAGACGUUAAUAGACGAAUGCUUGUAGAACGUGCAAGUGCAGAGAGGGAAAAAUGGGUUGCUGCCAUAAAUACAACUUUUGAUCACAUUGGAGGGGGUUUGCGGGCCAUACUAACAGAUCAAAAUAAGCUGGUUGUAGCAGUUGGGGGAGUAACAGCUCUUGCUGCAGGGAUCUACACAACAAGAGAAGGUGCAAAGGUGAUUUGGAGCUAUGUGGAUAGAAUAUUGGGACAACCAUCAUUGAUCAGAGAGUCCUCCAGAGGAAAAUAUCCUUGGUCAGGCUUGUUUUCUCGUAGGAUGAGCACUCUAUUACGUGGUACUGAAAAAGGGUCUUCUUUAACAAAUGGAAAAGGGUUUGGGGAUGUGAUUUUACAUCCUUCACUUCAGAAGAGAAUAGAACAGCUGGCUAGUGCAACUGCCAAUACAAAAUCCCAUCAGGCUCCAUUUCGGAACAUGCUCUUCUAUGGCCCUCCUGGAACAGGAAAGACAAUGGCUGCUAGAGAGCUGGCUAAAAAAUCUGGGUUAGAUUAUGCAUUGAUGACUGGUGGAGAUGUAGCACCGCUGGGAUCACAGGCUGUGACCAAGAUACACCAGUUGUUCGAUUGGGCUAAAAAGUCUCGGAAGGGUUUGUUGCUUUUUAUUGAUGAAGCAGAUGCAUUUUUGUGCGAGCGGAACAAAACCUACAUGAGUGAAGCUCAAAGGAGUGCCCUCAAUGCCCUUCUUUUCCGCACAGGCGACCAGUCCAAGGACAUAGUCCUUGCUCUUGCCACCAACCGACCUGGUGAUCUUGAUUCGGCCAUGGCAGAUCGCAUUGACGAAGUCCUGGAAUUCCCUUUGCCCGGAGAGGACGAACGAUUCAAGCUGCUGAAGCUCUAUCUGGACAAGUACAUAGCCCAUGCUGGAGAGAAAAAAUCCAGCUGGUUCAAGCAAUUGUUCCAGAGACAACAGCAGAAGAUAGAGAUCAAGGGAUUGACAGAUGAGGUUAUAAGAGAAGCAGCAGCUAAAACCGAGGGAUUCUCAGGGAGGGAGAUAGCAAAACUGAUGGCAAGCGUUCAAGCGGCGGUAUACGGGAGCGAAAACUGUGUACUUGAUUCAAACCUUUUUAGAGAAGUGGUAGAUUACAAAGUAGCUGAGCACCAACAGAGGAAGAAACUGGCAGCUUCUGAUGGAGGUAGCAUUUGAUAGUGUUUUUCUCCCGUUGUUUUUGCAUUUUUAGCUUUCGAUAUUUGUUAUUGAGGCAAUUUUUUUUUUUUUUUCCAACCAAAGUGCCUAAAAAUAAGCAGGUGAGAGUGUCUGCUUAUCUGUUUUACCAUAACCCACAUAUUUUUUGUUUACUGGGUUUCAUGUUGUUAUCAUUAUUUUACCCCCUGGGAAAUUGGGGGAAUUUUUCAGCACUUAGUUCCAGUUUAAAUUUGAUGCUGAUUCAGAUUAUGACGGA